UCGGGAACCCUCCAUGUGUCCCUGGACAAAGUGCAGCCCCUGUACCAGGCAGCCGACCUCCUCCAACUGAGCUAUGUGAAAGACACGUGCAGCAGCUACAUGGUGGAAAACAUGAAAGUGGAGCGCUCCACCUGUGUGGACCUGUACAAGUUUGCUGAGGUCUUCUCUGUGGACAUUGUCCACAAGCAAUGUCUGCAGUGGAUUGUCAGACACUUUACUGAGGUUGCCUCCAGUGAAAAGUUCUGCAGCCUGAGUGUCAAUCAGCUGACUGAGAUCAUCAGCCAUGAUGAGCUGGAUGUUAAAGAGGAGACAACAGUGUGGGAGGCUGUGGUGAGAUGGGUGCAGCACAGCAGGGAGGACAGACAGCACCACCUACCCAGCAUCCUCCCUCACAUCCGCUUCAACCUGCUGACCCCAGACGACACGGCAGCCAUCUUGGAACACCCCCUGGUCAAGGAGGAUCCUGGGAGUUCUGAGGUCAUCAGGAAUGUGGUACCGAGUGAAACCUCGAACCUGAAACCGAGGCUGGGGAUGACCACGGAGAUGGUUAUGCUGCACAAAAGUACCAAUAAGCUGUUCUCCAGGUCAAAUGAGCUCCUCUUCAUGAACCCUCAGAAAGGGAAGUACAUCAGCUGCAGUUACAGGUCAGAAGACAUACCUGAUGACGUCGUGUCCUUGACCGUCACCAGUGAUAACAACAUCUACAUCCUGACUGAAUCAGCAGGAGAGGAUGAUGAUGAUGAUGAUCCAGACAGUUUCCAUGAGUAUUUGUAUCACUAUAACCAAGCAAGAAAUGUUUGGGUACAUGCCGGUAUACCCAAAAUAUCUAUUGCCCCAACUGAAAGUGCAUCAGGGUUUCUUGUUGAAGUUGAUCAGAUUCUAUACUUUCUUGCUGAAGCUAAAGAUGGAGACGGUAUACAACAUGUACGAUUGAGAAAAUACAACCGGCACACGGAUCAGUGGCAGGAGUGUUUGCAGCUGGAACUUGACCGUGCAUAUUAUUGUUGCAAGAUUGCAUUGUCCUGUGAUCGGCGCCUCUAUUACAUCAUGGACAAACAGAUGUACUGUUACGACCCAAGGCAGGACACUUGGAGCGAACGGACCCCACCGUGUCUCGAAGAUGUUCAGGAAUGUUUCACAGCUGUUGCCAUGGGAACAGAGAUUUUCUACACGAAUUCUAAAUUCCAUCGGACUAUGGUGUACGACACAGAGUUAGACUACUGGACAGUAUUGCAUGGCUGGCCGGGACCUGGAAAACUUUGUCGCCCUCCGUAUCUUUUCGCACUGGAGGACCAGUUGCACAUAUUUGUGGAAGUCUCUGACAAUAACAGGGAAGGGUCUUCAUCACAGUAUCGCGUUUAUGUCUAUGACAGGUCUGUUGAUUACUGGAGAGACUUGAAGGCCACCCUGCCUGAUGAGACGUAUUAUUAUACUUAUGGUUCUUGUGCCCCUGUGGCACGUAUGUACCUGCCAUAUUUGCAGGAGAUUUAGACAAGCAAAUCUUUCGCUUUUCAGCAUUAAUGCGCAGGAUAAGGACAGUACAUGGCAGGACUGAUUCAUGACGUUUUUUUAGAUCUUGUGUUUGUUGAAUGCUGAACAACGGGAUAGAUGUACUAGAUUUUAUAUUCUAGUGGAAGUAAGAAGAUUUAUAGUUAAAAACAUUUGCUUCUUUCUUUUAGUAAGGGGCAUAUUUCUAUAAGAGACUAAUGAUCUCUGUCUUUAAGUCUACAGCAGUAAUUAGAAGACUUCAUUACCCUGCGUGCCUUCCUUGUUAGUAUACUGGGGUAUUCAUACAAACUAUUUGGUAAGGGGGUGGGGUGGAAUGGGAGACCUAGUUAAGUCACCAGGAUGGUACACAGGUAUCGUACCCUUUAUGGAACUUUUACCAUCAAUGUACACAUGAUUAUACUUGUAUGUUACAUACAUUAAUUUGUGUGGUGUGAUUAAUGUUCACUUUACAGUUUCGCUUACAUAAUUAGAUUGAUGCAGAUUAGAUUCAAACCAGUUUGUACACAUAUAUUUUCAUGUGAAAUGU
Messenger RNA from Branchiostoma floridae (Florida lancelet), 2035 nucleotides. Its product is annotated as kelch repeat and BTB domain-containing protein 2-like. Gene Ontology annotation, molecular function: protein binding. The transcript has 4 exons. Bases 100 to 1491 code for a protein of 463 amino acids. NCBI's taxonomy places the organism in Eukaryota, Metazoa, Chordata, Leptocardii, Amphioxiformes, Branchiostomatidae. The record is from RefSeq and is a predicted model, not a curated record.